This is a messenger RNA of Pyrus x bretschneideri (Chinese white pear), 1928 nucleotides long. RefSeq names its product agamous-like MADS-box protein AGL65. Bases 573 to 1652 code for a protein of 359 amino acids. The transcript is spliced from 11 exons. Gene Ontology annotation, biological process: regulation of transcription by RNA polymerase II. Gene Ontology annotation, molecular function: DNA-binding transcription factor activity, RNA polymerase II-specific; protein dimerization activity; RNA polymerase II cis-regulatory region sequence-specific DNA binding. NCBI's taxonomy places the organism in Eukaryota, Viridiplantae, Streptophyta, Magnoliopsida, Rosales, Rosaceae. The record is from RefSeq and is a predicted model, not a curated record.
GGCCCGCCUACCAUGUUAACCGCAAAGACAGCCAUGUUGGCUUUCUUGGUGGAGAAGCUCUUCACCUUCCCAACCCAAGAUUUUUGUUCUUUUCCCCUCUUCGUUCUCGGUGCCACUGCAAACUCACAAAGCGCACCGUUCAUUGCACCUCUCUCUCUCUCUCUCCACACUCUGUUUCUCUCUCUGCCGCAGUAAAUUUCUGGUGGUGGCUCUGCACAUUCUAACGACCGAAAUCACAGCUUGACCCGUCGUGUGCAAAUUCGUGGUCGUUUUCUUUCCGGGAUUUUAAGGUUUCAUUCUGAUUUCACGAGCUUGUCUGCUUAUAUGAUAAGCAGGCUCUGUUUUUCUGCAAAAACAAUUAAUUUUAUCAGAUUUGGGGUGGAAUUGUUCUUUUCGAAUUAAUGGUUAUCAAGUUCUGGUGCCUGGGAUGAAAGCUGCAUUUGGAGAAGUGCAUUGUUGUUGUGUAACUAAAGUGAGUCGAUGUACAUUUCAACAAUAAACAAGGGUGUCGAGAAGUUUUCGCAGUUGGCAUUUCGUAAGACUUUCGAGGGGUUUGCUUGUUGGAUUGCAGGAUGGGAAGGGUUAAGUUAAAGAUAAAGAAAUUAGAGAGCAGUGGUAACCGGCAGGUUACGUUUUCAAAACGGAGAAAUGGAAUCUUGAAGAAAGCUAAGGAGUUGUCAAUCUUAUGUGAUGUAGAUAUUGUCCUUCUCAUGUUUUCCCCCACUGGAAGGCCUACGAUAUUCCAAGGGGACCGCAGUAAUUUUGAAGAGAUUGUUUCGAAGUUUGCACAGUUAACUCCACAGGAGAGGGCAAAGAGGAAAUUGGAGAGCCUCGAAGUACUGAAAAAAACUUUUAAGAAGUUGGAUCAUGACGUUAACGUACAAGAUUUCAUGAGUUCAAGCUCUCAGACAGUUCAGGAUCUGACUCAUCAAGUAACGGUAUUGCAAACCCAACUUUCAGAACUCCAUAAGAAACUGAGCUUUUGGAGCGACCCAGAUAAGGUUGACAAUCUUGAACAGCUUAGGCAGAUGGAAGACAUGCUUAAGGAAUCAAUCAACCGAACCUGUCUAUGCAAGUUUCAAAAUGGAAUGCCUUCGUCUUUAUUAGUUGGUGGUGGUAUGCAAGAAGCUCAACCUAUAACUUGGCUUUUCAAUGGCAACAAUCAACAUAUGAUAUUCCCGAAUGAGCCGAACUAUCUUCCACAUAGAGGUUUGGAGUGCUCUACAAAUGCCACUGUUCCACAUUAUACUAGUUACUUUGGCACUGGGACGAGCACUAGCCCUAGCACCAGCAAACAAUCUGAGGUCGGUGAUCCAGUACAACUAGAUCCUAUGGGACAAAUUUCUAAUAUGGAAGGAGGCGGUGGCUUAAAUGAGUUUGACAUUAAUGCUUGUUUAAGUACGGAACCUGGUAAGCAUUAUGCUUAUCCAUCAUAUUGUAGUUCUUACGUGCCAGACGAUCAGAAAUUGAAGCAUGAAAUGGAAAAGAACGUACCAGCAAAUCCGGUGGACUAUCAGCUAAGUAGCAACUUUGAACUGCCAACAUCUUUGUAUGAAACUGAUCAGCAUGCUUGGCUUUCUUCAUCUGGGCCUAGCGGCAUUGCUGUGUACAAGGAGAAUACCUACCAACCGCAACCAAACGUGAGAUUGUAGCUGACAAAAUGUUGGAAGGAUUUACGGGAGCCACAUACCGAGCAAAUGAUAUGAGUUGGAAAUCUAAAGAGUAAUCCAAGAUAUGUAUUGAUGCUAAUAGGCUACUUGGGGGAUUAGACUAAAUCUGUGUGUGUGUGUGUGUGUGUAUUGUACAAGACAUAUAGAAUUAUGGUUCAUCUGUAUACUAACAUCGUUGGGUUCCUUAAUUCAGAGCAUCCACCACUUUUGUAAACUAUUACUCAUAGAAAAUGAAAGCAAACAUGAUGGAUUGCUUGA